AUGCUUUUAAAACUCGAGAAGAUCGAGGAGGCUUUGUAUGCUGCUGAGGAAGGUCGUGCUCAGGCUUUGGUCGAUGACUUGAAAAUACACUAUGGCUUAACAGGACCACCUGUACAAGAAUCAAAGGAAACAAUUUCUGACCUGUUAAAAGAGUGUGCUACACAAAUGGUGUUUAUAGGACUCGAACGGAACAAGAUCAACUUUUGGGUCCUCGGCAAGGGAGUUUCAGUAGAGCUCAGAACAAAAGAAAUAGAGGGUGGACGUGAGGGCACAGACUUUGUAACCGAGUUGGUGGAAACUACUUUGAAUAACAUCGGAGCUGGCAUUGGUGUGAGAUGCGAGAAUCUCUCACUAGAUGCGCUAGAUGAUGAUUCCUCCCCUUAUAGAAACGGCGAUAAACCGCAAGCGGAGUCGUUAGACUGUACUGAAGGAUCUCUACAGCCGUUAUAGGACGCUAUAAUAGAUCCCAUUGCAGAUUUAUGUCACGGUAAUGAAUUGAUCAUUGUCCCAGAAGGUCCGCUGGGCCUUGCUCCAUUGCCUGCACUUAGUGAGUCUAUAAGAAUUCGCACCAUUCCCUCGCUGACAAGUUUAAAACUGAUAAUAACAUCCCUCGAUGACUGCCAUAGUAAAUCUGGGGCGUUGCUGGUUGGAAAUCCCUGUUUGGAUAUGGUUACUAAAUGUGGUAAACCCGUGUUUAAAAAGCUCGAGAACGCUGAAAAGGAAGUAAAGAAGAUUGGAGGGAUUUUAAAAGUCCAGCCUCUAACAGGAAAAGAAGCAACCAAACAGACGGUGCUGGAUCGAAUCACCUCUGUUGCACUGGUGCACAUAGCUGCUCACGGUAAAAAAGAAACAGGCGAAAUUGCUCUGGCUCCGAAUGCAGGAUGGGAAGAAGGUCAAGAACCAAGAUCAAAGAAGAAGGCUCCCAAAGAAGAAGAUUAUAUUUUAAAUGAGUCAGAUGUCUAA
Porites lobata is the source of this 963-nucleotide messenger RNA. The record is from the annotation of a GenBank genome assembly. NCBI's taxonomy places the organism in Eukaryota, Metazoa, Cnidaria, Anthozoa, Scleractinia, Poritidae.